Messenger RNA from Ceratitis capitata (Mediterranean fruit fly), 1679 nucleotides. RefSeq names its product protein rolling stone. The transcript is spliced from 4 exons. Bases 710 to 1546 code for a protein of 278 amino acids. Gene Ontology annotation, cellular component: membrane. NCBI's taxonomy places the organism in Eukaryota, Metazoa, Arthropoda, Insecta, Diptera, Tephritidae. The record is from RefSeq and is a predicted model, not a curated record.
AUUUAAAAAAAAUUAAAAUUAAAAAAAAAAUUAUAAAUUAUAAAAAAAAAUAAGAGGAAAAAUUGUGCAACUCACGACGAUUUUCUCAAUCAACUUUUAAUUUAAAAUAUAUUGAGGUUCAACAUAUACAAUACAUAUAUGCAUGACUGUAUGUAUGCCAACAGUGCAAAUACUACAUUUGUUUUCGUACGGUUCUUUACAAACGCACACACACACAGCCACACAUCCGCAGACGCCCGUGUACAUUAUCUAAUUAAACAAAGUCGUCUUACAAGAUCACUGUGAUUACAAAUUACAUGCGGACACAAAUACCUGCAAAUAAAUAAAUAUACACGUCACCAAGUGCGGUGUUUACAUAUGUACAUAUGUAUCUACGAGUGCCUUCAUUUAAUUAAAAUUCGCCAAAAAGAUUCAGUCGCUUUCGUGCACCCUCCUUUUAACAGUCACGGGUAGUUUUUCGCAAACAAUUUUUUUGCCACUGCUUUUUUGGCUCAUUCGCCGCUCUUUACGCUCGCACUGACUUCUUGUUGUGGUUAAUGUUGUAAUUAUACAUCAUCAUUGGCGGUGCAUACGUCACGGUUUACGGGCCUUCCCUGUACGCCUUGUUCGCAAAAACGCGUGCUUUUCAAGUGAGAUCAACUGAAAAAAAAGAGUAAUAAUAACGGAAAAUUAUUAAACAAUAAACUGAUUGUGUAAUUAAAGUAGAAAAAUGCAAAUGAAACAAAGUUUAGCGCGCGGUCUGCUAAAUGAAUUUAAAUUGAGAAAAUUCGGCUUUAGUCACAAGCAAUUGGAUCAGUUCUACCAAUCUCAGUGGCAAAGCGGUACGCGUAGCAUUUGGUAUUUGCUUUAUAGAUGGAUGUGGGCGUGCUUCUUUAUUUCUGUAUUCAUAGUAUCCUUAGUAUUGCAAUUAUCCGCUGGCAAAUUCUUUAUCUUCUUGACAAAUUGGGGCCUAAUGGCAUGCAUGCUGAGCCAGCUAAGCGGUGCUAUACUCGCGACACGAUGGCAUUUCAAUUCGGGCGGCACGCGUAAGGAUAUAAUGGAGGCGCGCACCUUAAAGGAGCCACCGCCAACACCGAGACUAGUCAAAUUCUAUUGGCUGGUGCAUGGCGCAGCGCUCUCAUUGGCACUCAUCAUCACGACAGUUUAUUGGAUUUUCUUGCAUGGGAAGAUGGACAAACCCAAUCGUUAUCCAACAAUCAGUUUCAUAACACACUGCCUGAAUUCCGUAUUUAUGCUGGUCGAUUUUUGGAUUGUCGCGUUUCCGUUGCGUCUACUGCAUAUCAUCUAUUGGAUGAUGUUUCCCAUCAUCUAUUACAUAUUUACGGUCUUCUACUAUUUAGCUGGUGGUACCGAUGAAUAUGGCCAUCACUAUGUCUAUCCAAUUUUAGAUUGGACCAAUCCUAAACGCGCUGCAACUACAUUUGCUGGCGUUUUCGUAUUGUAUCUCAUCUAUGGUGUAGCAUUGUUCGCUAUUAGUAAGCUCAAGCGAUAUCUCUCUCGCACCGUCAACGCCAUGGAUAGUCCACAUGCCAUUGGUUUGAUUUAAAAAAAAAAUAAUAAAUGAAUUUCUCAUCUAUUUAAACAUCAUUCGCUACAUUUUAGUAUACGAUUUUUUUUAUUUCGAAUAUUUUUUUUUUAGUAAAUAUUGCAUAUAAACAUACAUGUACGAGGUGUGUUCA